UAUAUUUGCACCUUUCUUUUAUUAGUGUUGCAUUUGUCGUUUGUCUUAUUGCAUUUGCGGUAUUCAUUGAUAUCAUUCGAUUGUGAUUUUCUUGAUAAUGUAAUCAGGAGUAAAUGUCAAUUGGCAAAUGUUUAUCAACAAUUCGGUUGGUCGUUUCCUUUAAAAGAGGAUGCUCGACGGAUUCAGCUAUUAGUCACUUGACAUCAUCGAAACGAUGAAAUUGUUCAGCAAAAUUGCUAUUGCACUUCUUGUGAUCUUCUUGGGUGAACACUGCAAUGGUGCCAAGAUCCUCGGCGUUUUUCCUUACCCCUCUAAGAGUCACCACAUCUUGGGGAAGACGCUCCUGAAGGAGCUGGCAAACAGAGGUCACGAAGUCACUAUGAUCUCGGCGUUUCCUCUCAAAGAUCCUCCGAAGAACUACAAAGAUGUUACUCUGCACCGGGUCAUGGAAUGGAAGUACCAGAUGAUGAAGAAGAUUGCGAAUCCGAAUAUAAGUGUACCACGAAAAUUACACAUUUUCAACGAGGCGCUGCCCGACGUGGUGAGGACUGCCUUCGAGGAGGUGGAACUUGUGGAAUUCUUAAAUUCUGGUCAGAAAUUUGACGUUGCCAUAACCGAGGCCAUCACUGAAGCGAGUCUGGCAAUUGGUCACCUGGUCAACGCUACCAAUGUUGUCUUCAGCAUAAUGGGAGGAUUGCCAAUUUACAAUUACCAUACGGGCAUCCCCACGCCAUACGCGUACGUCCCAAGCACGUUUUAUAUCUACAACGACAAGAUGACGUUCUACCAGCGCCUCGUGAACUCAAUCGUCAGCUUCGGAUUGCAGAUCAUGAUACACUUUAAGUACUACCCUAAUCAAGUUAACGUUCUCAAAGAAUAUUAUCCGAAUCUUUCCUUGGAUGACAUCAUCCGCGACGUCGAUCUUUACCUGAUCAAUUCGCAUUAUGCAACCGAAAGUCCAAGACCGCAUCUAACCAACACCGUCCAAAUAGGUGGAUUCCAUUUGCACGAAAAGGAAGAAUUGCCGGCUGACAUCCGUAGCUUCAUAGAUGGAUCCAAGCACGGCGUGAUCCUCUUCAGUUUAGGAACGAACAUCCAGAGCGCCAAGCUGAAACGUGAAACGAUCCAACAGUUCAUCUCUGCAUUUUCCAAAUCAAAGUACGAUUUCCUGAUGAAAUUCGAAGACGAUCUACCUGAUCUCCCGAAGAACAUCAAAAUCAGCAGUUGGUUACCUCAAAAGGCCAUCCUCGAACAUUCCGCUACCAAAGCGUUCAUCACGCACGGUGGACUCGGAAGCAUCGCCGAGUCCGUUUACUUCGGCGUUCCGAUCAUCGCUAUACCAUUCUUCGGAGAUCAGAAAAAGAACGUUGCAGAUAGCUUGGAAUUCGGGUUCGCAAUCGAGUUGAAUAUAGCGACGAUUACCGAAUCACAGAUAACCGAUGCCAUAGAGAGGAUCACUACAGAUCCGAAAUAUUUGGAAAAAGCUCAAUUCCGAUCGGACAUUUACAGAAAUCAAGAGAUGGAUCCCAUGGAGAAGGCUGUAUUUUGGAUCGAGCACGUAGCAAAGCACAGAGGCGCCAAGCACAUCAAACCGAUGGCAUCCGAGCUCAAGUGGUACCAGUACAUGCUGCUGGACGUGAUGGCUUUACUAAUCGCAGUACUCGCAAUUAUUUUAGUCGCAGUUAAUUACGCAGUUGCGUCACUCAAACAGUUUCUGUGCAAGAAGACUGCAAAAAUAAAAACUCGAUGAUGAUGACAAGCGUUUAAUAAAAACAAAAUCAAUCAUCCAUUUUAUUUAUAGCUUAUUACCUAAUCUUACCAAAAUUACGUAUCUAUGCGUACGUUUAUUAUUUUGUUUUUAUGUAAUGCUGUUUCCAUGCAACUUGACCUUCACCCCACCUUCCGCGUUCGAAAUCAUUCGCUCGUUUAUUCACCUCUCUUUGCAUACAUGGCAAUUGAGUAGCGGUUUUCUAAACAAAUCUUUCGUGUAUUUUUUUUAUACGAGACGUUCGGCUCGGAAGAUUCGUAUAAUAUAUAUGAUUAUGUGUGCGUGUGUA
Molecule: messenger RNA, 2057 nt
Organism: Nicrophorus vespilloides
Lineage: Eukaryota; Metazoa; Arthropoda; Insecta; Coleoptera; Silphidae
Product: UDP-glucuronosyltransferase 2B37-like
Exons: 1
Coding region: 215-1750 (511 amino acids)
Molecular function (GO): UDP-glycosyltransferase activity
Source: RefSeq, a predicted model, not a curated record